GGACCUUCGGGUGUUGAUCGGGACGGACACGUUACAGGACGGCACGGGGGAGGUGAGGACCAUCUCGAGGCUCCGUGUCCACCCGGCCUACAACCCCCGCCGGAACGACAACGACUUCAUGCUCCUGCGCCUCGACAGGCCCGUCCGCUUCGGGCCCACGGUCAAGAAGAUCCGCUUGGCCACCAGGUGUCCCACAGACGGCAUGAGGUGCAACGUCUCCGGUUGGGGCACCACCAAAUCACCUGGAGUGAAGCUGCCCCGGAAGCUGCAAUGCGCCGCCAUCCAGACCUUCGGCAGGGACAAGUGUUUCCGGGCCUACG
This is a messenger RNA of Apaloderma vittatum (bar-tailed trogon), 320 nucleotides long. RefSeq names its product kallikrein-14-like. The annotation marks the transcript as partial. Gene Ontology annotation, molecular function: serine-type endopeptidase activity. The transcript is spliced from 2 exons. The record is from RefSeq and is a predicted model, not a curated record. NCBI's taxonomy places the organism in Eukaryota, Metazoa, Chordata, Aves, Trogoniformes, Trogonidae. Gene Ontology annotation, biological process: proteolysis.